Pipistrellus nathusii (Nathusius's pipistrelle) is the source of this 2742-nucleotide messenger RNA. The record is from the annotation of a GenBank genome assembly. Lineage: Eukaryota; Metazoa; Chordata; Mammalia; Chiroptera; Vespertilionidae.
AUGGAUUGCUCUCCAACUUUUUGUGUUCCUGGUUUUUGGAACCUCUUUACCGUCUUCCGUAUCCGCUCCUCUCGCCGCCGCCGCCGCCGCCUCCACAGCCUGGGCCUCGCCGCGAUGCCGGAGAAGAGGCCCUUCGAGCGGCUGCCCGCCGACGUCUCCCCCAUCAACUACAGCCUCUGCCUCAAGCCCGACCUGCUGGACUUCACCUUCGAGGGCAAGCUGGAGGCCGCCGCCCAGGUGAGGCAGGCAACCAAUCAGAUUGUGAUGAAUUGUGCUGAUAUUGACAUUAUUACAGCUUCAUAUGUACCAGAGGGAGAUGAAGAAAUACAUGCUACAGGAUUUAACUAUCAGAAUGAAGAUGAAAAAGUCACCUUGUCUUUUCCUAGUACUCUCCAACCAGGUACAGGAACCUUAAAGAUAGAUUUUGUUGGAGAACUGAAUGACAAAAUGAAAGGUUUCUAUAGAAGUAAAUAUACUACCCCUUCUGGAGAGGUACGCUAUGCUGCUGUCACACAGUUUGAGGCUACUGAUGCUCGGAGGGCUUUUCCUUGCUGGGAUGAGCCUGCCAUCAAAGCCACUUUUGAUAUCUCAUUGGUUGUUCCUAAAGACAGAGUAGCUUUAUCAAACAUGAAUGUAAUUGAUCGGAAACCAUACCCUGAUGAUGAAAAUGUAGUGGAAGUGAAGUUUGCCCGCACACCUGUCAUGUCAACGUAUCUGGUGGCAUUUGUUGUGGGUGAAUAUGACUUUGUAGAAACAAGGUCAAAAGAUGGUGUGUGUGUCCGUGUUUACACCCCUGUUGGCAAAGCAGAGCAAGGAAAAUUUGCGUUAGAGGUUGCUGCUAAAACCCUGCCUUUUUAUAAGGACUACUUCAAUGUUCCUUAUCCUCUACCUAAAAUUGAUCUCAUUGCUAUUGCAGACUUUGCAGCUGGUGCCAUGGAGAACUGGGGCCUUGUUACUUAUAGGGAGACUGCAUUGCUUAUUGAUUCAAAAAAUUCCUGUUCUUCAUCACGCCAGUGGGUUGCUCUGGUUGUGGGACAUGAACUCGCCCAUCAAUGGUUUGGAAAUCUUGUUACUAUGGAAUGGUGGACACAUCUAUGGUUAAAUGAAGGCUUUGCAUCCUGGAUUGAAUAUCUGUGUGUAGACCACUGCUUCCCAGAGUAUGAUAUCUGGACUCAGUUUGUUUCUGCUGACUAUACACGUGCACAGGAGCUUGAUGCCUUAGAUAACAGCCAUCCUAUUGAAGUCAGUGUGGGCCAUCCUUCUGAAGUUGAUGAGAUAUUUGAUGCUAUAUCAUAUAGCAAAGGUGCAUCUGUCAUCCGAAUGCUGCAUGACUACAUUGGGGAUACGGACUUUAAGAAAGGAAUGAACAUGUAUUUAACCAAGUUCCAGCAAAAGAAUGCUGCCACAGAGGACCUUUGGGAAUGUUUAGAAGGUGCUAGUGGUAAACCUAUAGCAGCGGUGAUGAAUACUUGGACCAAACAAAUGGGAUUUCCCCUCAUUUAUGUGGAAGCAGAACAGGUAGAAAAUGACCGAUUACUGAAGCUGUCCCAAAGGAAAUUCUGUGCCAGUGGACCAUAUGUUGGAGAAGACUGUCCCCAGUGGAUGGUUCCUAUCACAAUCUCUACUAGUGAAGAUCCCAACCAUGCCAAACUGAAAAUUCUAAUGGACAAGCCAGAGAUGAAUGUGGUUUUGAAGGAUGUUAAACCAGACCAAUGGGUAAAGUUAAACCUGGGAACCGUUGGAUUUUAUCGGACCCAGUACAGCUCGGCCAUGCUGGAAAGUUUAUUACCAGGCAUUCGUGACCUUUCUCUGCCCCCUGUGGACCGACUUGGAUUACAGAAUGACCUCUUCUCCUUGGCUCGAGCUGGAAUCAUUAGCACUGUAGAGGUUCUAAAAGUCAUGGAGGCUUUUGUGAAUGAGCCCAAUUAUACUGUAUGGAGCGACCUGAGCUGUAACCUGGGGAUUCUCUCAACUCUCUUGUCCCACACAGACUUCUAUGAGGAAAUCCAGGAGUUUGUGAAAGAUGUCUUUUCACCCAUAGGGGAGAGACUGGGCUGGGACCCCAAACCUGGAGAAGGUCAUCUGGAUGCACUCCUGAGGGGCUUGGUCCUGGGCAAACUAGGAAAAGCAGGACAUAAGGCAACGUUAGAAGAAGCUCGUCGUCGGUUUAAGGACCAUGUGGAAGGGAAACAGAUUCUCUCCGCUGAUCUGAGGAGUCCUGUCUAUCUAACUGUUUUGAAGCAUGGUGAUGGCACUACCUUAGACAUUAUGAUAAAGCUUCACAAGCAAGCAGAUAUGCAGGAAGAGAAAAACCGAAUUGAAAGAGUCCUUGGGGCUACUCUUUCACCUGAAUUGAUUCAAAAAGUCCUCACGUUUGCACUUUCAGAAGAGGUACGUCCACAGGAUACUGUAUCAGUAAUUGGUGGAGUGGCUGGAGGCAGCAAACAUGGAAGAAAAGCUGCUUGGAAAUUUAUAAAGGACAACUGGGAAGAACUAUAUAAUCGAUACCAGGGAGGAUUCUUAAUAUCCAGACUAAUAAAGCUAUCAGUUGAGGGAUUUGCAGUUGAUAAAAUGGCUGGAGAAGUUAAGGCUUUCUUCGAGAGUCACCCCGCUCCUUCAGCUGAGCGAACCAUCCAGCAGUGUUGUGAGAAUAUCCUGCUGAACGCCGCGUGGCUCAAGCGGGACGCGGAGAGCAUCCACCAGCACCUCCUCCAGCGGAAGGCCUCCCCGCCCGCAGUGUGA